AUGUGUGUUGAUACAAAAGCAACAACAGAUCCACCAUCACAGCAACCGCCAUUAUUGCUUAGAUUGAAGACUGAUGUGAAAGAAGCUAUGAAAAAUAAAGACAAGAUGAGGCUUAAUACCGUGAAGGGGGUACUCUCGGAUAUAACCUAUGCAUCAAAGUCAACGUCUUCCACGUCUCAAUCUCCCAUUGAUGACUCAUCAGUGAUAAGGAUACUUCGGGGUGCCAUUAAACGCCGUGAAGAAUCAAUUUCCCAAUAUACAGCAGCCAAUAGACUAGAUCUCGCUACUAAUGAAAAGGAGGAACUUGAAAUAUUAAAGAGCUAUCUACCCGAGCAAAUGAGCGAAGAGGAUAUUGAAGCUGAAGUUAGAAAAGCGAUAAAACAGGUUGGAGCUAGUAACGUGAAAGAUGUUGGGAAAGUUAUGAAAGAAAUUAAGAUUGAUGAGGGAAAGGCUGAUAAAAAAUCUAUUAGCAUCAUCGCAAAGAAAGUAUUAAGUGAAUCUCAGUGA
Messenger RNA from Paraglomus brasilianum, 507 nucleotides. The record is from the annotation of a GenBank genome assembly. NCBI's taxonomy places the organism in Eukaryota, Fungi, Glomeromycota, Glomeromycetes, Paraglomerales, Paraglomeraceae.